Molecule: messenger RNA, 725 nt
Organism: Adineta steineri
Lineage: Eukaryota; Metazoa; Rotifera; Eurotatoria; Adinetida; Adinetidae
Source: the annotation of a GenBank genome assembly
AUGUCCGGUGAAUUAUUAUUUGAAUUAAUUGAAAAGCCUAAAUGGUCAUUCAAAAGAAAAAUUCAUUCUGAUGACAAAAAGAAUUCAUGGACAUUGAACAAUACUUUUAAAAAUUGGUUUAGCUCAUCAAUAAAACUUUCUCAAAAUGCUGAAAGAUUUCUGAAACAUACUGGAAGAAAAUCAUCUCCUAUUUCACUUCAUAUUCCAUCUGAUCGUUUAGCUUUGGUCAUAAAUAAUAAUAUAUGUAUAAUAUCACUUAUUACAUCUGAUGUUUUAUUGGAAAUUCCACUUGAUCUCUUACAAUCUGAUGAAUAUAAUUAUUUAAAUUGUUUAGCUUGGUCUAAUAAUGGAAAAUUCUUAGCUUGUGGACAUUGGUCAGGUAUUGUUUGUGUUUAUGCAUCGUAUGAUGGACAAUUAUUACAUGAAUUACCAAAAAGAACACUAAAUUAUAAUGAAAAUUCAUUCGUAGACAUAUGGUUUUCAGGAAGUGAUGCAUCUCCAUAUUUUGAUUUAUUAUGUUUAAAACGUCGUGGUGAAUUAAUUCGUUAUGUAAUGAGUCGUGAUCAUACAGCAUCAUGUGCAGAAGAUAAAUUUGAUUUUCAUAUAAGUUGUGCAAUUAUUGAUUUAAAUCAAAAUCAAAUUUAUAUUGUACCUUUCGAUACAAAAACAAUUUCAAUUUGGAAAAUUGUUGAUACAAAACCGUCUGUUAUUAAAAUAAAAGAAAU